Molecule: messenger RNA, 1341 nt
Organism: Xiphophorus maculatus (southern platyfish)
Lineage: Eukaryota; Metazoa; Chordata; Actinopteri; Cyprinodontiformes; Poeciliidae
Gene: arl6ip4
Product: ADP ribosylation factor like GTPase 6 interacting protein 4
Exons: 5
Coding region: 101-823 (240 amino acids)
Source: RefSeq, a predicted model, not a curated record
AGGAACGUUUCUUGUGUCACGACGCUGAAAUUACAGACGAACAAACUUCCGGACAACGUUUCCUGUAACUCAGCCUUUGUAAACAACUUGUGUUUCCGAAAUGAAUCGCACCAGAUCAUCUGACCGAGAUACUAGGGAGAAGAAAACAGAGAAAAAGAAACGCGGGCGGUCUUCUUCUUCGUCGUCUUCCUCCUCCUCCUCUUCCAGCAGGAGCAGGUCGGCUAAGAAAAUUUCUUCCACGAAGAAGAAGAUGACAGAUGGGAAAGAGCAACGAAAGAGGCGGAGGACGCGAUCCUCAUCUUCAUCAUCCACUUCCUCCUCUUCCUCUCCCUCUUCCUCCUCCUCAAGUGAUGAGAAGAGAAAGAGGAAGAAGAGCAAAGCCAAGAAGAAGAAACUGAAGAAGCAGAAGGCCAAGCUGAAGAAACAGAGGAAAAAGGAGAAAAAGAAGUUGAAGAAGAAGGAGAAAAAGCUGAAAAAGGAGGUGGAGGCGAUGCAGAGACCUCCAGAGAAACCUCCAUCCUACCUGGAGGUGAUGCAGAAUGAAGAAGAGGAGGAGGAUGAGGUGGAGCUGGGGCCAGUCAUGACUGACGAGCAGAAGGCCCGGCUCGCCACUAAGAGGCCUCUCACCAAGGAGGAGUACGAGGCCAGGCAGAGCGUGAUCCGCAGAGUGGUGGACCCAGAAACAGGAAGAACCAGGUUGGUGAGAGGAGAAGGAGAGAUCAUUGAGGAGAUAGUGACCCGAGAGAAACACAAAGAGAUCAACAAGCAAACUACAAUGGGAGAUGGGAAUGCCUUCCAGAGAAAACUGGGAAUGAACAGGUAGAAGAAGAACCUCCAGAAGAAAACACAAACUGUCUACUUCCUGCUUGUUUCUGAGUCAUUCUGAUUCUUUUGAAUAUGUUGUAGAGAUUUUCACUGUUUGGGUUUAGGUUUAUGCUUAGGUUGCAGACGGAGGUUUCUUUAUUUUACAAAAACCCGAAAGCAUAAUAUUAUAAGUUAUAACCAAUAUGAAACACAAUAAAUCACAUUCAAAUAUUCCAUGUACGUUUGUUACUGUACAUCCAUUUUACAUACAUAUUUCUGUUUGAUAUGUGUUUUGUUUUUUAGAUUUGGACCAUUCUCUCAAUUUUUCUAAUUAGUUUUUGUUUUGUUUUAUCAAAGGAUCCUGAAACUUAUAUUUUUGAAGUGUUCUGAGUCUCAUGUAUUCAAGUUUUCUGCCUUGGACAUAUUUCAGGCUAAUCACUCAACCUUUAUCAAAAUGUCUCUUUUAAGGCCACUAAACUCUGGCCUGGGAAUUAUUCAGGGUCUACUUUGGAAAAUAAAGUUUGAUUUUUCCAGGCA